Molecule: messenger RNA, 1143 nt
Organism: Rodentolepis nana
Lineage: Eukaryota; Metazoa; Platyhelminthes; Cestoda; Cyclophyllidea; Hymenolepididae
Source: the annotation of a GenBank genome assembly
AUGGAAUCCAUAGAAAUGUCUGUUACUAAGCAAACAAUUCCACAUGGGAGUUAUAUAGUUAAGGCUGGAGAUUCAUUAAUGAGUAUAGCGGCUCGAGUUGGCAAUGUUACUCCAGCCCAACUCGCUCGUUUUAAUAGAUUGGGAAUGCUUGGUUCUAGUCAUCCCCCACUUUUUCCCGGACAACGUUUGUAUAUUCCUAAUAAAGAUGAGGUUUCUGCACAGAACGUUCGUCUUCGCCAUGUUCCUGGUACCGCAACUCGAGUUCGCUUACUUUCCGAUGAAAAUUCUGACCAAUUGUUCACUCCGAUAACUACUUCCUUAGAUAGUCAAGCUGAUAUUUCCUCAUCAUCAUUUCAGGAAGGCGUCAUGGAACGUCUCUUUGUUAAGGUCAAAGCAAAACGAGUGCUUCUGCCGUCAAAAAAUGAAAUCGACGGUUUACUGAUUUUUACUCCGGAUGCAGUUUGUUUUGAUGCCUUAGCGACAGCAUCGGCUCUGAAUCGGGCUAAUGCAGUUAAACGCCAAGAUACCAUCCACUUAUCUAAUUCUCCAAAUUCGUCUGAAAUAGUCCUUCCUGAACUCAUUUUGGAGGCUGCUGAACCGGUUCAUGACGUGGUGGCUCUCUCUGUCUGCAUUCCAAUUGCAUCCAUAGUCUCUUUGAACACACAUGGAGAUAUGCACAACCUCUUGACUGUUUUUCAUACAAAGGAUCCCAAGAAAGAUUCCUUGCCGAAAGAACUUUCAGGUUCUUCGGAGAUUGAAAUCUUCCUACCUGAAAAAUCUCCGGAAGUAACAAAAAAGUCUCCAACUCAUGACAGCAAGUUCUCUCUAAUUCUUUUCUUUAUUUCACAAUUUUAAACUAAGUCUGCUUCUGAGAGUCCUGAGCUUGAAUUGAAGGAAACGAAGGAUUCAGCUAACUUGCCUGAGCAAGUUCAACUUCCCGAGGAGGUCUAUAUUUCCAUCGGCGUGGAUACAGAGAAGAUUUCCUCCUCCCUCCCUCCAACUGCGAAAACGCCGAAUACCGAUCAUAGGACCAUUUCAGAAGCUGCUAGCACUUCUCUCCACGUCUUUAAAAUUCCUCUUGAAAAGUAUGUCUGCUCUUAUUAUGAUGAUGAUGAUAUUUUCCCCUUUCUUAUGCGAAGCUAA